CAAUAAAAGCUUAUUUACCAACAUUUCCUUAAAUGGAUAUAUAGCGUUUAGUAAUUCAACUCUUCAUCCCAUCAUGCUCACUCAUUAUGUUUCUACCUCUACCUGCAUGUGGUGCUUAGCAGCAACCUGGGUCUAGCCCUGUCAUCCGGACAGCUGAAGCGGCUGAGAGACAUGGUGGUGAAACAGAGUGGAGCUGGGAAACAUGGCGGCCAGAGUGACAGCUAAUGAGAGCCAGGUGGAGGAUCACUGGAGAGUGAAAAUACAGAAUUCCGGUCCAAGCAGCAGAACUGUCAACCAUGGGAGCCAGAGUGACAGCUAGUGAGAGAGAGGUGGAGGGGCUGAAGAGUGAGAAAACAGGUUUGGAGGCCAGACUCAGUGCCAGUGAGAGCCAGGUGGAGGAGCUGAAAGGAGAGGUGGAGGAGCUGAAAGGAGAGGUGGAGGAGCUGAAAGGAGAGGUGGAGGAGCUGAAAGGAGAGGUGGAGGAGCUGCAGAAAGGUGGUGAACCAGAGAGUGGAGAUGAGUCACUAAGACUGAACUGCACUUCCACAAAAACAAGGUGGAGGAACUGGAGAGAGAAAAUGCAGGCCAUGCAGCCCCGUCCCCCAGUAGUCUCACCUGUACAGGCCAUGCAGCUCCGUCCCCCAGUAGUCUCUGUACAGGCCAUGCAGCCCUCGUCCCCCAGUAGUCUCCACUGUACAGGCCAUGCAGCCCCGCCCCCAGUAGUCUCCACCUGUACAGGCCAUGCAGCCCCGUCCCCAGUAGUCUCACCUGUACAGGCCAUGCAGCCCGUCCCCAGUAGUCUCACCUGUGCGGCCAUGCAGCCCUGUCUCAGUAGUCUCACCUGG
Molecule: messenger RNA, 845 nt
Organism: Oncorhynchus tshawytscha (Chinook salmon)
Lineage: Eukaryota; Metazoa; Chordata; Actinopteri; Salmoniformes; Salmonidae
Product: UPF0612 protein C569.003-like
Exons: 4
Source: RefSeq, a predicted model, not a curated record